AGUAACGUCAGGGUCACACUUUUGUUUUGUUUUGCUUUGCAACUUGACUUUUAAAAUUGCAAUUGCAGCAUGGCCGAAGAACCCGAGGAACCCGCCAAGAGCUUCGUUAUCUUCGGACGCGAUGUGGCGCAGAUCCCGUGCUUUCGUAACAGUUUUCUCUACGGAAUCAGCGGAGGAAUCGGCAUCGGCUUGCUGACUUUUCUGGGCACCUCGCGAACCCACCUGUCCACCCACGUGGGCUUCGGCUCCUUCUUCUGCGGCACCAUCGCCUACUGGAUGACCUGCAGGUAUCAAUGGUCCGUCAGGAGAUUCGAGCAGCAGCAAUUGCGUGAGGCGAUGAGACGACAAGCCCUUUAUGAGGGCACCCAAAGGGAGAGAGACUUAGAUCUGAAGUCGGCGUAGCAUAAGUCAGAUCCUUCAUUACUACUUCGAUGUUUGUUUUCACUCUAGGAUACCAAGUAAUCCUGGCAUUGUUAAAUCCCUUGUGUUGUAAACUACCUUUUGUUACCAAACUUUAUAGUAGCCAAUAUAUUAUAUAUAUGUUGUAAGUG
Drosophila melanogaster (fruit fly) is the source of this 551-nucleotide messenger RNA. RefSeq names its product lethal (3) 87Df (gene l(3)87Df). The record is from RefSeq and is marked reviewed. NCBI's taxonomy places the organism in Eukaryota, Metazoa, Arthropoda, Insecta, Diptera, Drosophilidae. Gene Ontology annotation, cellular component: mitochondrial inner membrane. The transcript is spliced from 3 exons. Gene Ontology annotation, biological process: mitochondrial respiratory chain complex IV assembly. The coding region runs from base 70 to 402 and encodes 110 amino acids.